Messenger RNA from Morus notabilis, 659 nucleotides. Its product is annotated as protein HEADING DATE 3A. The coding region runs from base 9 to 530 and encodes 173 amino acids. Lineage: Eukaryota; Viridiplantae; Streptophyta; Magnoliopsida; Rosales; Moraceae. The record is from RefSeq and is a predicted model, not a curated record. The transcript is spliced from 4 exons.
UUAACAAUAUGCCUAGAGAUAGAGACCCUCUUGUCGUUGGGAGGGUAAUAGGUGAUGUCUUGGACCCAUUUGCAAGGUCUAUUUCUCUUAGAGUCAAUUACAGUAAUAAGGAGGUUAACAAUGGUUGUGAGCUUAAACCUUCUCAAGUUGUCAACCAACCUCGAGUUGACAUUGGUGGGGAUGACCUCAGGACCUUCUACACUUUGAUUAUGGUCGACCCUGAUGCCCCCAGUCCAAGCGACCCCAACCUACGCGAAUACUUGCAUUGGUUGGUGACUGAUAUUCCAGCAACUACAGGGGCUAGCUUCGGACAAGAGGUGGUUUGCUAUGAGAGUCCACGGCCGACGGUGGGGAUUCACCGGUUCGUCUUCAUUUUGUUUCGACAACUGGGAAGGCAAACAGUCUUUGCGCCGGGGUGGCGUCAAAACUUCAACACCAAAGACUUCGCUGAGCUUUACAAUCUAGGAUUGCCUGUCGCUGCUGUUUAUUUCAACUGCCAAAGGGAAACUAGCGGAAGAAGGCCGAGAUAAAUGCAUGAUUAAUCUUAAUACUUACCUUUUAAUCACAUAUCCAAACCGUAUUACACCUAUCGAACUCUCAAAGCUAUAAGUUAAGAUAAGCAUGAAGACUGAAAAUAAGAUUUUGAAAAAUGCAGUACU